UGUAUAUUGCAACGGCGUCCCUUGUUAGUCAAUUGAAGCAAAAUACGGAAAAUGUAGAUCUCGGUGAACUCCCAUUGUCCCAUUUACUCUGGCCCAUUUUAUUGACAAACUAUUCGUGACCUGUGACCUACUGCUUGACACACUUGAGACAAAUCGUGGAAACGCUGCGUUGAGAACUGUAGGCGUUCCGCGUGCAGCGGUAGAAUCCAUUUCUAUUCAACAGGGGACUGAGUUUCAGCUAUGGGAAGAAAGGUAAUUUUGGACGUUGACACUGGGAUCGAUGACGCAGCUGCUAUUAUCCUGGCAAUGAGUCACUCGGAUGUGGAAGUGCUGGGGGUCACGUGUGUCAGCGGGAACAUUCACAUAGACAAGGUCCUUCGUAAUACAUUUCGAGUACUCAAAGUGUGUGAUCGACUUAAUGUUCCGGUCUUCAGGGGAGCAGAUUCCCCGAUUUUAUCUCACAAUCGCGAGCCAGUUUGUUUCCAUGGUAACGACGGAUUGGGAGAUUGUGAUUGGGAUGAAGAGAUCGAUACAAGUCUCGUCCAAUCAGAACACGCCGUAAAUGCACUUAUUCGACUGGUUAACAAGUUUCCAGGGGAGAUUACUUUCGUUCCUCUUGGACCACUUACAAACAUAGCACUGGCGCUGAAGAUGGACCCGGAGUUCGGCAAGAAGGUUAAAGAUGUGUUCGUCAUGGGGGGUAACUAUAAAGGUAUAGGAAACGUCACGAUGAGCGGAGAGUUCAACUUCCACUCUGACCCGGAAGCGGCCUUCAUCAGCCUGCACGGCCUCCGUGACGUCACUGUUGUCCCCUGGGAGACCUGCAUGGACGCGGACCUUCCCUGGGCCACGUAUGACAGAUGGAUGAAGGUUGAGACUCCAAAAAGCCGGUUUGUGGAGAGGGUAACUAGUUUCUGGGUGGUGAAACGCGACUUCCGGUAUAUCCGGAAGGGCAUCCGGCUGUGCGAUCUGAACGCCAUGGCAGCCUGUAUUAACGAAGCGGCCAUCUUGGAAAAGCAGAAGGUUUAUGCGACGAUAGAACUUUGCGGCACUGUAACGCGAGGGCAGAUGGCUGUCGAUUGGAGGUCACAUUCUGACGAAACUGCAAAUGUUACCGUCAUAACGAAAAUAUGUACCGAGUCCGUGGCACGGAUGUUUGAAGAGGCUCUGAAUGGGUGAAACUGGGGACUGUGUCUCUCAGUAACCGCUGUGGUCAUACGAAGCGACGAAAUGGAUAGGGUGGUCAGGUUCAGUCACUUGGUUCAUUGCGAGUUAUCGUACACCAACGGUGUGCGACGCUGCCCAAGCCAGUCACUGGGUUGUCUGGUCCAGAAUUAAUUUUUACAGGCCGCCGUCAUAUAGAUGGAAUAUUGGGACGUUAAACAAUAAACAAAAAGACCAAAUUGUUUUUUACAGUAACUCUUUGCGAUUAGAUGUACAUGUAGAAAUAUGUUUCAGAUUUGAAAUACCCGGUUACAUUAAAAGUUCAAUAUCUGUUAGACUUUUG
Molecule: messenger RNA, 1507 nt
Organism: Haliotis rufescens (red abalone)
Lineage: Eukaryota; Metazoa; Mollusca; Gastropoda; Lepetellida; Haliotidae
Product: inosine-uridine preferring nucleoside hydrolase-like
Exons: 6
Coding region: 241-1179 (312 amino acids)
Molecular function (GO): hydrolase activity, hydrolyzing N-glycosyl compounds
Source: RefSeq, a predicted model, not a curated record